Dreissena polymorpha is the source of this 2163-nucleotide messenger RNA. RefSeq names its product beta-lactamase domain-containing protein 2-like. Bases 190 to 1548 code for a protein of 452 amino acids. NCBI's taxonomy places the organism in Eukaryota, Metazoa, Mollusca, Bivalvia, Myida, Dreissenidae. The transcript has 9 exons. The record is from RefSeq and is a predicted model, not a curated record.
ACAAAAUUUAAAAGAUGAAAAGGCAAACACAAUUUGCAAAUUUAACAAAAUAUUAUAAAACGGACAUGGGAAUGAAAAAUACAUUUAAGAAUCUAUUUAAUGUUAAUCAGUCAUAAUUUUAUAGUUUUCCUUCUAUUAUAGGACCCCAUUCAAUUUGACUUAGAUUGUGUAAAGUUAUCUCCCCUUGUUAUGAAUUCGCCAUUUCUAAGUGGCCCACAGGAAACACGAUUAUUUUACGAAAAUAACAUGCAUUUUCGUCAUUAUUUGCCAGUUGGUGCUUUAAUUGCUGCCUUUUUGUCAGUUUUAACACAGUAUAAUUCUUCAUAUUAUUCACAAUUGUUGCCAAUCGUGGAAGGGGAAUUUAAGCCAGAAUUUAUCAAUGUUGCCUUAGCAUUGAAGAAGAAUAUGGAGUCAGGGUUAGAACAAGGCUCUGCAUUCGUUGUCUAUUACGAUGGGGAGCCUGUGCUGGAUAUGUGGGCUGGAUAUGCAGACAUCCAGAGUCUGCGCAGAUGGAGGAAUGAUACAACCACCAUGCUGUUUGGCGCUGGACAAGCUAUAACAGCUUUCCUUGUAGCCCUGAUGGUUGACAGGGGCUUACUUAAUUACAGCUUACCCUUACGCUUUUACUGGUCAGGCUGCCAGUCUGAGGAAAGUAGUUCUGUGACUCUGGAGCACUUGCUUUCUCACCAGAUUAGUAUGCCAUAUUUGAAAAACCCAGUCUCACUUAGGGAUUUACAGUCUAACAUGCAUGAAAUCGAAAAAGAUCUGUGCAGAAUGAUUUCACUUAAAGUUAAUGCCAGUCAGCCAGUUUCAUACGAUAUCUGGUCAGCUCUGAUUUUGGAUCGUCUGCUGGAACAGGUUGACCCAAAACAUCGCAGCAUAGAGCAACUUGUACAGGAGGAAAUAUCAGAUCCCUUUGGCAUAGAAAUCGAUAUGGCGUUAGCAAGAGAAAAUUACCACAAGACGGCCCGACUAUACCCACCCACCAUGUUACAGACUGUGUACCAAAUACUGACAUCACCACGGUACAUGAAGACAUUAAUAUCUAGAUGGGUUGAUUCACAGUCAGGUUUAUACAGAAGUUUCCAGUCUUUAAAAGAGCUAACGAUGUCAUAUAACGUGUUUAACGACCCAGAGUUACGGGAGGUACCGUUAUCAUCAUUGACAGCAACAGCAACUGCCAGGGAUCUUGCAAGAUUGUAUAGUAUACUGAGUGUUGGAGGAAAUCACCAUGGAAACCAGGUUCUGAAACAAGAAACUAUCCACAAACUAGAGGUACCGGUUGUUGAACAGACCUGCUCACUAAACGGCUUGCAGGUCAAGUACGGACAGGGCGUUCAGAUUUAUCAAAACCCAUGGGGACAGAGCGUGCUCGGCCAUUCUGGCUAUGGAGGCCAGAUUGUGUUGGCGGACCGUACUAACAGACUUGCCAUGGCUUACGUGACCAGCUAUCUCUCCACCCACGAGUGUGGAGAUGACCAAAGGUUUCUUGAACUGCAGAGGGGUGUCUACGAAUCCCUUCAGAAGUACAUUGAUCACAAACAUUGAUCACCAUGUAUGACUCCCGUCAGAAGUACAUCCAUCACAAACGAGGACCACCAGGGAAAGACGCAUGCAUAAAUGUACUUAAUUGACUACACAAAAUAAAACUAGUGGAUGUGUAAUGCGAGUGGGAAAAAAUGGCAUGUCCGUUGACAACGCAGAUUAACCUGUGUAUUGUCAGAGAUGUCACUUUCCGCUUCUAUGCAAUUUUUCAUAUAAAGAAAGUCUCUCCUAUACAAAAACACAGUCUACAUGUAGGUGGAAAGUGUCGUCCCUGAUAAGCCUGUGUGAAAUGCAUAGGCUAAUUUUUUACAACAAUUUACGCAUAGCAUUAAGUAAUUUUAAGUAUAAUGAAACUCAAUUAUUACUAGCAAUGUUAAAAAAUGACUGCUUUCUAAUCGGAUGAUCAAUCAUUCAUUACAAUAAAAUUAAUAUUGUUAAAAUUUCACAGAACUGAGCAGCUCAGAAUUACAUUUUGUUGUACACUCUGACAGACGGUAAAUGUUUGUUAUUUACGUAAUUAAAAGAUUUGUUAGGUUUGUAUAUUGUAUUGUAUGAAUGUUCAAAGAGGAACUUCCGAACUUGCCCGAGAACUUUGCAAAAUAUACAGUCUUGAUGGCC